AAUGGAAAUCACAAUUGUUUAAAAGGAAUUUUCUGAGAAUAUUCUUAGUAUUUUCUUGAAAUCUAGGCUUCAGCAAAUUUUUUGGCUAAUUUUAGAUGGAAAGUUUUGCUGGAAACAAAUGGAAUACCUAAAUUUUCAGGAAAAUAUGGAAUUUCUGGACUUCCUGGAAUAUUUUUUUUCUGGAAAUUUUCCAAGACUAUAUACUUACCCUAUUCAAAUACAUGGCUAGCCAACUGCAUUUCAAUGAUCAUUAUAAGAGUUUGCUUGACCAAUUACCCCAUUCAUGAAAAAAGAUGUAUUGUUACGCCUUACAAACCACAAAAAUAAACCAUUAUCUGAGGAGCAGAAGAUUAAGAUUGAAGCAAAUGUGAUCCUCCUGGAGGGUUCUGCCACUUUAUCCCGGCUGGAUGGAUUUGAGAAACAGUUAGAAGAACGUGAGCUUCGUAUACAGCAAUGGGAGAAUAAUAUUAAGAAAACCAUUGAGGCUCAGGUUGCUGAGGAACACAAAUGUCUAAAAGAUGAAUAUGAUGCUCUUAUGGCUCGCAAAGAGAGUGAAUUUAAUAAUCGUAUGGUAGAUAUGAAGCAGAAAAUAUAUUCAUUUAAGCAUCAGCUAGAAGACCAGCAUAAAUCUCACUCUGCCAACUUGAAGAGGCAAUACAAAUCUCAGAUUACAACUUUAGAAAAAUCUAUAGUCAUAAAAGAUAAGGAGAUUGGCAAGUUGUCUGCUACUAUCUCCCAACUUAAAAAUGAUAAGAAGGAUAUAAAAAAGUCAGUUGAGCGCAAGUAUAAGUAUUUGGAGGAUGUUAUCUUCGCUUACUAUUUAUAUUGUGUGGUAAAUUCCUCAUAG
This is a messenger RNA of Rhizophagus irregularis DAOM 181602=DAOM 197198, 847 nucleotides long. RefSeq lists its product as uncharacterized. NCBI's taxonomy places the organism in Eukaryota, Fungi, Glomeromycota, Glomeromycetes, Glomerales, Glomeraceae. The record is from RefSeq and is a predicted model, not a curated record.